AUGCCCCUCGUCAAUACUACAGAAGUCAACGAGGACACUCGUGUCCUGGGAUACGAUGCCCUUCUUCCUCCCCAUUUCCUCCAAUCCGAAAUCCCAGCUCCCGCCCACGCAAUUGAGACAGUUCGUGCCGGCCGGAAUCAGGCCAUUGAGAUCAUUGAGCAACGGGAUGACCGCCUCCUGGUCGUUGUAGGCCCAUGCUCGAUCCAUGAUCCUGUUACGGCUCUCGAGUAUGCCACUCAGCUGAAGGAGCUUGCCCAGAAGCUCUCGGGGGACCUCUGCGUCAUCAUGCGUGCCUACCUGGAGAAGCCUCGCACCACAGUGGGUUGGAAGGGUCUGAUUAACGACCCGGAUAUUGAUGAGACCUACAACAUCAACAAGGGCCUGCGUGUGUCUCGUAAGCUCUACGCUGACCUGACUGGUAUGGGCAUCCCCAUUGCGAGCGAGAUGCUCGAUACGAUUUCUCCUCAGUACCUGGCGGAUCUUAUCUCUCUUGGAGCCAUUGGUGCCCGUACAACCGAAUCGCAAUUGCACCGGGAGCUGGCUUCCGGUCUGAGUUUCCCCAUUGGCUACAAGAACGGCACUGAUGGCAACUUGACCGUUGCUAUUGACGCCAUCGGUGCUGCUUCUCACCCGCACCGCUUCUUGGGUGUCACCAAGCAAGGUCUUGCUGCCAUCACCAAGACUUCAGGCAAUGAGCAUGGCUUCGUGAUCUUGCGUGGAGGUAACAAGGGCACAAACUACGACCGGGAAAACAUCAAGAGCGCUCGUGAGGCCUUGCGGUCGAAGAAGCAGCGUGAGGUGGUCAUGGUGGAUUGCUCCCACGGAAACUCGAAGAAGGACCACCGCAACCAGCCUCUCGUCGCCAAGGAGGUUGCCGAUCAGCUGCGUGAGGGUGAAGAUGCUAUUAUCGGUGUCAUGAUUGAAUCCAACAUCAAUGAAGGUAACCAGAAGGUGCCUCCUGAGGGCCCCUCAGGAUUGCGCAAGGGUGUCAGCAUCACUGAUGCUUGCAUUGACUGGCAGACAACUGUCACCGUCUUGGAGGACUUGGCCGAGGCCGUUCGUGCCAGACGGGUCGCCAAAGCUUCUCAAUCAAAUGGUGCCUCGCAGUAA
This is a messenger RNA of Aspergillus clavatus NRRL 1, 1110 nucleotides long. Its product is annotated as 3-deoxy-7-phosphoheptulonate synthase. Gene Ontology annotation, molecular function: 3-deoxy-7-phosphoheptulonate synthase activity. Gene Ontology annotation, cellular component: cytoplasm. NCBI's taxonomy places the organism in Eukaryota, Fungi, Ascomycota, Eurotiomycetes, Eurotiales, Aspergillaceae. The record is from RefSeq and is a predicted model, not a curated record. Bases 1 to 1110 code for a protein of 369 amino acids. Gene Ontology annotation, biological process: aromatic amino acid biosynthetic process. The transcript has 3 exons.